Messenger RNA from Juglans regia (Persian walnut), 1099 nucleotides. RefSeq names its product nuclear transcription factor Y subunit B-1. Lineage: Eukaryota; Viridiplantae; Streptophyta; Magnoliopsida; Fagales; Juglandaceae. Gene Ontology annotation, biological process: regulation of transcription by RNA polymerase II. Bases 313 to 951 code for a protein of 212 amino acids. Gene Ontology annotation, molecular function: DNA-binding transcription activator activity, RNA polymerase II-specific; protein heterodimerization activity; RNA polymerase II cis-regulatory region sequence-specific DNA binding. Gene Ontology annotation, cellular component: CCAAT-binding factor complex; nucleus. The transcript has a single exon. The record is from RefSeq and is a predicted model, not a curated record.
UGUAUAGUUGACCUAAGACGAAUGAUGCCACCUCAACACUCAAAAGAGACAAUAGGAAGAUUUAUAUUCAACAAAAAAGUUAGUUAGAUUGGGUAAUGACAAUUAAAUUAGCUGCUCCACACAGAGAGCGAGUCCCUGGGACUUUGACUCUGAAAAUUCAUGAACCAAGACUUUUCCUCCCUUUUCCCUCUUCACUUGCCUAUCUUUAUGCCCAUCUGUCCAUUUAUCUUAUCUUAUGCAAUUCCCAUGCAAGCAAGCUCACAUGCUCGUAAUUAAUCUCCCGGAGUGUGAGAGAUCAGAAACAGGAGAUCAAUGGAAGAUGAGAGCCAUGGAAAUGAGCUCGAUGGAGGAGGAAGCCCAGAAAGCCCAUGUCUAAAGCGAAGCACUAGCAACAUUAACAUGAAAGAACAAGAUCGUUUCCUCCCUAUAGCAAAUGUAGGCAGGAUCAUGAAGAAAGUGAUUCCGGCCAAUGGAAAAAUAUCAAAGGACGCAAAAGAGACAGUCCAGGAAUGUGUUUCUGAGUUCAUUAGCUUUGUCACCGGUGAAGCAUCUGAUAAAUGCCAAAGAGAAAAGAGAAAGACCAUCAAUGGCGACGAUAUCAUAUGGGCUAUCACAACCCUAGGGUUUGAGGACUACGUGAGCCCCCUCAAAACGUACCUCCAAAAAUAUAGAGAGAUUGAAGGAGAGAAGCUUAGCAAUAUUCCAAAGCAGCAAAGGCAACAACAACAACACAAACAAGAACAAAAUAUACCGUACGAUGAUGAUACUCAUGUAUAUGGCCUAGACAAGAACGAUAAUAGAACAGUAUAUUCUUCCAUAAGUGAUCUUAUGUCUCAGCCGCCUUUCGUGGCCACCGAUCAGCCAUUCUCAUUGCAUUUCUCCCCAAGUUCAGUUCAAAAACAAUUACUGCCACAAGACCAGAUUAAUGAUCAUUGGGGCAUUGGUAAUUAAUUAGCUUGAAGAAGAUCAGAUGAGAGAGAGAUCAGAGAUCAAAUCGAGAGAGAUUGGGCCUAGAUGUAAUGUUGCUUGACGUGACAAAUAUUUGGUUAUAUUGUCACUUGAUGUUAUAUAUUAUAUAUAUACACAUACAUAUCAGCAA